This is a messenger RNA of Vitis vinifera (wine grape), 1674 nucleotides long. RefSeq lists its product as uncharacterized. Gene Ontology annotation, cellular component: cytoplasm. Bases 488 to 1504 code for a protein of 338 amino acids. Lineage: Eukaryota; Viridiplantae; Streptophyta; Magnoliopsida; Vitales; Vitaceae. The record is from RefSeq and is a predicted model, not a curated record. The transcript is spliced from 3 exons.
UCAUUUAUUCUGAGAGGGUCCCCUCAUUUACUCACAAUCACAUCCAAUUAGCUUCAUUUUUUUUCAAAGAAAUUAACCAUUUGUUGGUAUGAAAGGGUCAAGAAGGUGAAGGACAAUCUUGAAAAGAAUAUAUCCAAAGAUUUGGAGGACUUUGUGCCCUUAAUUGCAAAGAAAACUGGGUUGAGAGCUUGGUUCAAGGACACUUUCUGGAGAUGAGUGAAGAUGUGAAGCAUUAUUAACCUCUAUGCUGCCAUUUGAUAAGGACAAUAUGGUAACAUGAUUAUCAAUGAUUGAUGUUCCAAAUCAUGCUUAUGAAGGAUGUCUGAUUGGGAAAUAAUAUAGGAAUUAUUUUCUAAUUAGAAGAUUCAACAGAGCUAAACAACCUUUGGAGUUGGUGCAUACAAAUAUAUGUGAUCUCAGUGAGUUAGAAGAAAGAAAAAAGCUUCAAACUUUUGUAUGCUUUUGAAUCUAUUCUAUAACCAAUAAGAUGAAGGAAGAAGAAGUGAAUCGAUGUCAGAUUCAGGACUGGUACCCGAAAUUUAAAUCUGUAUCCAUUAAAACCCUGAUUCAUGAACUUCCAGAAUCCUUUGUUGACUAUCUUCUUGAUGACCAUGGGCCAUUCCUUCUUCCUGUUUCCAUCACAAAUGAGGAUGCUCUUCCCAAUAGAAUCCAUAAUCCUGAAGAGGAAGAAGACUAUCAAGUAUUGGAAGGCUCUGGAGAUGAAGCAGAACAGCCUCCAUCACCCCCUUCUUUCCCAGAACUUGAAUUGAAGAUUAAAGAAUCAAUUGAACUCCUUGGCGGUUCUGUCUUCCCUAAGUUGAAUUGGAGUGCACCAAAAGACUCUGCUUGGAUUAGCACAACUGGGACUCUCCGGUGCACCUCCUUCAGUGAGAUUGCACUUUUGUUACGAGCAUCUGAUUCAUUAAUCCAUGAUUUGUGCCAUGCAUAUGACUCAUGUAUUGAUAAAUCCUUGUCAAGACCUGCCAAUUUCUACCUUGCCCUACGCAAAUGGUAUCCCUCCCUGCGACCAGAGAUGGAAUUCCGUUGUUUUGUACGGGAUGGGUGUCUAGUUGGAAUUUCCCAACGUGAGGUCACUGGAUUUUAUCCUGGUCUUCUUGAAAAGAAAAACGAUCUUGAAGUGGUAAUAAGGCAAUUCUUUUUAGAUAAAGUGAGUCCAAGUUUUGAAUUAGCAAAUUACACAUUUGAUGUUUAUGUUAAAAAGGAUGAUCGGGUUAAGCUUGUGGAUUUCAACCCUUGGGGUGCAUUCACACUGCCAUUGUUGUUCACAUGGGAAGAGUUGGAGCAGAAGUGUGGGGAAGAGGAAGACGAGGAUGUUGUGGAAUUUAGAAUUGUAGAGAGCCACUGUGCAGUUCGGCCCGGGUUGAAGACUGCUGUUCCCUAUGAUUACUUGGAUGUUAGCCCUGGCAGUGGUUGGGAUCAAUUUUUGAGGAAUGCUGACCAGGAGUUGCAGCGGCAGACCAGAUCCCCAGAAGCAGGUGGUUAACAUUUCAAUUUGCAGGUUCGUAUUGCAGUCCUCCCGCACCCCACUAAAACACAGUAUUUUUAUGUAUUUUGUUUUUAGAUGGUAGGUGAAACAUUUGAUAUAGGUGUUUCAUUUGUGAUGUGCAAAAUCUUAUAUUAUGAUAUAUUUUAUGUUCAGCUCAACUUUGCUUA